AUGGCUGGUGAUUCAGUUUUGCUCGUACUGGCAGUCGUCUCUCUUCUUUCUGCCUUCCAGCAAUGUCAUUUUGCUUGGCUGGUGGGAAAAUUAAGAAUGAAGCACAAGAUCAUGUCCCUGGCUGUCACUGGAGUUCCAGAAUUUGACAGAACAUUUCAUAAAGGUAUGUUGUACAUGUUUGCCUGCUACAAGUACUUCCAUGGUUAUGUGCAGCCCAUAGAAGGAAGGUUAACAGGGUUUUAUUUGAGUGUGAUAAUUCUGAUUUGCUUGAUAAUCCUGGGCAUAGCUGGUGCAGCUGGGAUUGUCAACAUCUUUCUGGAUGAAUACCUGGACUUCAACAUAAUGGAGAAAGUCCAUAAAUUGUUUUGAAGGUGCUUUUAAAAAAAAAAAAUAUGACUGAACCCCCAAAAGAUGAUAAGCUACAUGUGAAUAAAACAUCAGAGCUCUUUUCUAACAGCCCAUUGCUAUGUAAAAUGCAUGUUUUUUCCUGAGCUGUUUACACUUGCUCC
This is a messenger RNA of Taeniopygia guttata (zebra finch), 509 nucleotides long. NCBI's taxonomy places the organism in Eukaryota, Metazoa, Chordata, Aves, Passeriformes, Estrildidae. The record is from RefSeq and is a predicted model, not a curated record.